UAAUAAAACCUCGGUCAUCUGAAAUCCGCAUGAAAAUACCAUCGUUCAGAAGUUCAAGAUGGAGACGAAGCCUGCAAAAGUGACUUUGAAAACUACCAUGGUAUUCAACAAGUUUUAUCCGUGUUUCUUUCUGUUGAUUGUGUAUUUCUUAUUUAUUUAAUGUUCUUUGAUCAUAGGGCGAUGUAACUAUAGAGUUAUACUGGCGACAUGCCCCUAGAACUUGCAAAAACUUUGCUGAUUUGGUAGGCAAUACAUUUUUAUAUAAUUUUUUUUUAUUUAUUUAUUUUUUUAUUAGUUUUACAAUAAGAAAUUGAAGGCACAGACAACAGGACUAAUAAAGUCCCAAAUUAAGUCCUAAAUAAUAAUAUUAAGUCUUAAUUGAUAUAUACUAAAGCAUAGUACAUGAGGUGGGAGAGGGGGCAGCCCACCUCGUCAGUAUUUACACUUGCAGUUUUUGAUGCGGUUUUAGGCACAAUUAUUUUCUUCUGAUAGAUGUGAAUGAGUUACGAAUGUUCAAAUGAGGGUAUAUGUAUCAGGGCUGCAAAUUACUGUCGGACAUCGGACAAUGUCCGACUAAAUUUGGCAAAUGUCCGAGCAAAAGUAAUUUUGAUCGGACAUUAGUCAGAUCACAAAAAAAUUGUCACAUUAUACAUUUUUUUGCUCUGACAAAAUCCAAUUGCAAAUUCACUCAAUUUGCAUUUUGCAAUAAAAUUUACGAGGCAUUCUAGCAUUUUACUUAACGUUGCGCCGAAAUGGCUAUACAUACUUGUCUCGUGACUUAUAUAUAUCUUGUGACGUAUAUAUGUCCGACCAAAUUUAGUGAUUUUGUUUUUUGUCAAAUAUUUAUUUGCAGCCCUGUGUAUACUCAGAACAUUCAUAACUCACCUACUUGUUCACAUGCAUCACAAGAAGAAAAUCACAAACAAGCCUUUAAUAAAGGUGACUAAACAUCCUAAUGAAGUUCCUUCUUUGAAAUGUUGAGACCUUUCCAGGUAUUUCAGACACCCGCAUAAUUUAUUUUUACUAUUUAGGCACGUCGAGGUUAUUACAAUAAUAUCAAAUUUCACCGAGUUAUAAAGGUAUAUGAUAUUGCGUCAUGUUAUGAGUGCUUGGACGUUUGAAUAACCAAACAAAUACUUUGUUUAGGAUUUCAUGAUUCAAGGUGGUGAUCCGACUGGGACAGGCCGAGGGGGAGCAUCGAUAUAUGGGUAAAUGACUUACUUGUAUAACUAGGUGCAUGCACCUUUAAUUCUUGUUCAAGUUCCUAUGUUUCCUGCAUAAUUUCACGUAUGUCACUUGUGAGUUUCACUUUGCAAGAUGGUCUUUACACUGGACCUCCAGGGAGAACUCAUAGAGUUUAUAUUAAGCAAAAUUGAAAUUGGUCAGUUCAUUGUUUUUAGACCUACAUUUGAAGAUGAACUUACCAGAGAACUAAAGCAUACAGGUGCUGGAAUAUUAUCAAUGGCAAACAGGUAAUAUUUACUUCUUUUGUCCUUGCAUUUUUGCCAUUUGAAUUUAGAAUAAUGCUUAGUCAAUAACAUAGUCAUGCUUAUCAAGUUGACAACAUAAAUUAAUGUUAUAAUUGCUUUUUCAUAGUGGUCCAAAUACCAAUGGUAGCCAGUUUUUUAUCACCUUAGCACCAACACAAUGGCUAGAUGGUAAGAUGAAUAUAUGCUAACAUUACCACUAUGUUUUCACAUACAUUUAGAAAGUAAAUUAUAUAAAUUGUGGUUAGAGCUCGACAACUGACCUCUGUAGCUUGAUCAGUUGGUUAGAGUGCUGCACUGAAAUCACAAGGGCGCAGAUUCGAUUCCUGCCAGCUAUAAAGGGCUAGCUUGUAGUUGCAUUUUUGCAACUGCUGCUGGUUAGGUUUAAUAAAUGUGUUUAAUAAAUGUGUUUAAUUCAGAAAUUUCCAUCUAUGAAACCCUUCGACUUACAGGUAAACACAGUAUAUUUGGGAGAGUCAGUGAAGGUAUGGAGGUUGUUAAAAGAAUUGGUCUUGUUGCCACUGACGACGAUGAUAGGUGAGUGGUGAUAUUGAAACCAACGAAGUUUUUAAACUACAGAUGAAAAGUAAUCUGUUGUCACUAAGCAGUACUAAUUUACUGAUUUUACUUGCAUUUUCUAGGCCUGUUGAAAAUGUUUUUAUAAUGAACACAACCCAAUAACCUAUUGUAAAUGCUGUAUGUAUAUAUUUUUUAAUAAAUUUAAUUCCAUA
This is a messenger RNA of Paramuricea clavata, 2218 nucleotides long. Lineage: Eukaryota; Metazoa; Cnidaria; Anthozoa; Malacalcyonacea; Plexauridae. The record is from the annotation of a GenBank genome assembly.